GGACCAAUACUCUUUGGUUACAAGUUGUAAAUUAUAGCUGGUAACAACUGAUGCUUUGUGGAAACUGGAACCAUUAUGAGAACGGUUCAUUGAUUCAGUUUUGAGAUUUUUUACAGUCUGUGCAAGACUGUAAGAGUGCUUAUAAUAAUAAACCCCUUGUUAUGAUAAAAGGUGAGAGUUUUUAUCUUAAACCCCUUUUUAACUUUGUACCUAAUAUCCCUUUUGUGCUUAUCUGUGAUUGGGAUAUACCGAAGUGGGGUAAUGAAAGAAAGAUAAAGAGCUACUUGAAUGUUCUUGGUGGGGUUGCAUUUUUGUGAGUGAAGCAUCUUUUUCAAACUAUGCAGAGGAAAAGUAAAGGAAGAGCCAAAACGUCUUGACUUUCUCACUCUAAAAUAUGUUACAAUUAAGUCAAGGAUCCAAAGCAUAAUUUGUAUAUGUCUGUCUUGUGUGUUAACAUCUCUUGUCUCUCUAAACUUGAUUUUCUCCACAGAGUGAAGCAAAAGUAAAGAUAGGCUUCUUCUGUCAUCCACUUAAGAAGAUUUGCUAGCUCAUCCUUUUUCCUGAUAGCGACAACUUGUAGGAUUCUUGAUUCCUGUUCUAUUUAUAUUUCCUGGUACAAGGAGACACUGUUAUGGCUUCUCUGUCUGAAAUCGUUGAGCAAGAGCUUGGAGCAUCACCAAGAAGCAAGCUUUCAAUAACAAGUGAAAGCAGUCUAGCUUCUGUCGCAUCCUUAUCCAUGCCUCUUAUACAGGAGAUUGUUUUAUCAGCAGACAUCAGAUGUAGUGACUGCCAAGAGAAGAUCGCUGACAUAAUGUCAAGGAUGAUCGAAACAUAUUCAAUAUUGGUGAGUGUGUUGGAGAAGAAAGUGACGUUGACAUGUACAUACUCCGGUGACCGGAGAGUCUCCAAGUCAUAUGGUGAAGCUCUUCUCUGCAAAAUCUCCAUCUUCAAGCGUAGGAUGUUUCAUUCUUCCAGGAAAACAACUCAAUGUCGCUUAGCUUAGUUUUUUUUUGCUUUUAUUAUCUUCUUUGCAAUAAAAACAUUUUCAAUAUUUUAAUGUCUAAUGUGAUGGAUAUUGUUUAGA
Brassica napus (rape) is the source of this 1084-nucleotide messenger RNA. RefSeq lists its product as uncharacterized. The record is from RefSeq and is a predicted model, not a curated record. Lineage: Eukaryota; Viridiplantae; Streptophyta; Magnoliopsida; Brassicales; Brassicaceae. The coding region runs from base 632 to 1003 and encodes 123 amino acids. The transcript is spliced from 3 exons.